Salvelinus namaycush (lake trout) is the source of this 1376-nucleotide messenger RNA. RefSeq names its product sialate O-acetylesterase-like. Gene Ontology annotation, biological process: carbohydrate metabolic process. The coding region runs from base 1 to 1341 and encodes 446 amino acids. The transcript is spliced from 9 exons. NCBI's taxonomy places the organism in Eukaryota, Metazoa, Chordata, Actinopteri, Salmoniformes, Salmonidae. Gene Ontology annotation, molecular function: sialate O-acetylesterase activity. The record is from RefSeq and is a predicted model, not a curated record.
AUGAACGGUGGGUUCCGCUUUGCCUCCUAUUAUGGCGAUCACAUGGUUCUGCAGAAGGCCCCAGAGAGGGCUGUGUUGUGGGGCUAUGGACCCGAUGAUGCUGAGGUCACAGUCUUUCUAUCAGGAGGACCAGUCACUAACAAUGCACCUGCUGUCAGUGUGGCUGCCGGGAUAUGGAAGGUGGCCCUUGUCCCAAUGGAAGCUGGCGGUCCCUACAACUUGACUGCAGUCCUCCAGAACAACCACAGUAUCACUCUCACAGAUGUGCUGUUUGGGGAUGUCUGGCUGUGUGGGGGACAGAGCAACAUGGCUUUCACAACUUCUCUGGUGUUCAAUGCAUCAGAGGAGCUAGCUCUGGUCUCCAAGUUCCCUCAGGUGCGGAUCUUUAUGGCUGCCUUGGAGCAGAGCUACACUGAGCUGACUGACCUGGCUGGAGUGGAGGUGCCCUGGUCUGUCCCCACAGCAAAGUUGCUGGGUGGUGGGGAUUUCAAGCACUACUCUGCAGUGUGCUGGAUGUUUGGGCGCCACUUGUACAAGGCGCUGAAGUACCCCAUCGGCCUAGUGACGUCCUGCUGGGGAGGCACACCUGUAGAGGCAUGGUCCUCCCCACGAGCACUCCAACACUGUGAACUGGACAGGAUUAACAGGAUCCCCAUGCCAUAUACACCUUCAAUGUAUUUGUCUAAGCAGACUAACUCUGUGUUGUGGAAUGCCAUAAUCCAUCCACUCCUCAAAAUGACCUCUGGUACCAAGGUCUCUACGUAUAGAAAGGCCUCCUUAAGUGAGGGAUUUCCAAACAUACGCUGGCACCAGACUGCAGACUAUGGCUUUGCUCCCAACCUGCGUAUGAAGAACACAUUCAUGGCUGUUGCUAUGGACUUAGGAGAUGAAAUGUCUCCUUUUGGCAGUAUCCAUCCCCGGGACAAGCAGGACGUGGCCUAUAGACUGUCUCUAGGGGCGAGAGCUGUGGCUUAUGGGGAGGAGGGUGUCUCAUUCCAGGGGCCUUUCCCUAGCCGGGUCCUGGUCAAUGACCAGUAUAUCAACGUAACCUAUGACCAGAGAGUGUCUGUCACUCAAUCCAAAGAUAUCUUUCAGAUUUGCUGCUCAGUGGUGAGGGCACCCUGUGACUCUCUGUCACUGUGGGUCCCAGCUCCCAUACUGCAGUGGGGCCUUAGCGCCGUCCAAGUGUCCACGAAUUACUGUUCCAUGAAUAAUGUAGCCGGCCUGCGCUACGCAUGGAGGGACUGGCCUUGUGACUUUAAGGCAUGUCCUGUUUACAGUGCUGAUGGGGUUCUACCUGCACCUCCCUUCACUCUCAACCGCUGGCCAGACAAGCAGUGAGAUGAGAACCCCCCUCUGCUAGAAAUGGAUUAGUC